This is a messenger RNA of Guillardia theta CCMP2712, 942 nucleotides long. RefSeq lists its product as hypothetical. The transcript has a single exon. Gene Ontology annotation, cellular component: signaling receptor complex. The annotation marks the transcript as partial. The record is from RefSeq and is a predicted model, not a curated record. Gene Ontology annotation, biological process: positive regulation of kinase activity; protein phosphorylation; multicellular organism development. Gene Ontology annotation, molecular function: transmembrane receptor protein tyrosine kinase activity; ATP binding. NCBI's taxonomy places the organism in Eukaryota, Cryptophyceae, Pyrenomonadales, Geminigeraceae.
CUGCAGCAGAUCGGCUCAGGCUCCUUCAAGCUCGUCUACAGGGCUCGGUGGCAGCAGCCGCAUGGCAGCAGCGCUGACGUGGCGAUCCAGCGAAUCCAAGGCAGCGGACCCACUGGGAGGAGAGAAGAGUUCGAGCAGGAGGUGAAGAUCUUCCAACAGCUGGGUCGUCACCCCAACCUCCUUCGCCUCCUCGCCACCAGCAUCGAGCCGAGCUCCGGCGACUACUGCCUGGUGACUGAGUUCGCUUCCAAGGGCUCUCUCGAUGGGAUCUUGUCCAACUACGCCGAGAAGGAGGAGACGAUGAGUCUUCUGGUGCAGCUGCAGGUGGCGAGGCAGAUCUGCGACGGGAUGGUGCAGCUGUCGCUGCAUGAGGUCGUGCAUCGGGACCUGGCGGCGAGGAACGUGCUUGUGUUCAGCCUGGACCCGGAGGAUCACCUGGCUGUCAGCGUCAAGAUCGCAGACUACGCGCUGUCCAUCAUGGCCUCGCGCGGGUACGGGGAGAGCAGGGCCGGGAGCGUGAGCACGGCAGGCUCGACGGCUCGACCAGUGCGGUGGAUGGCGCCGGAGAGCAUCGAGAGGAGGCAGUACUCGGAGAAGAGCGAUGUGUGGGCGUUCGGGGUGACCAUGUGGGAGGUCUGGACCUACGGCAAGAUUCCUUACUGGGCCUUCACAGACGAUUCGCUUGUAGGACCUAAGGUGCUGGAGGGCGACAGGCUCUCUAAACCUGAGACAUGUCCUUGGGGAUGCUACAGAAUCAUGCAGGAAUGCUGGAAGGCCAGCAAACAUGCGCGCCCGAACUUUAUUGACCUUCAGAAAUCGCUUCAAGGACAAUAUUACGAUGCUCUGCUCAGUCUCUCCAUCCGACGACAAGACGAAGGGAAAGUAAGCCUUUUCUUCUUUCUUGUCUUGCAUUUUUGUAUUGUAAGACCUUGUUCCAGGUGA